Schistosoma bovis is the source of this 8058-nucleotide messenger RNA. NCBI's taxonomy places the organism in Eukaryota, Metazoa, Platyhelminthes, Trematoda, Strigeidida, Schistosomatidae. The record is from the annotation of a GenBank genome assembly.
AGUGGUAAUAGUAAUGGAUAGAAAACAUGAUAGGUUUAAAGCAAAAAAGGGAUAGAAGAUUCAUCUGCCUUCUUAUUACCAACUUGUAUUUUAUUAUUUCAUAGAAUAUUGUUACUAGCAUCAGUCAAACAGAGAAAUAGUGUUAAUUAAUAGUGGCAAUAAAAAAACUCUAUAAUUACACUAUACUUUCUAACUUACUGUGACUAUCAGUUGGACAAAUUCUGUUAUUUUUUUAAUCAUUAUUCAAUCGAUAUAAUUCAUCUUACUAUAGUUGGAUCCAUUUAUUAUAAUUUUCUUCGAAACUAAUUAAAAUAGUAUAUACACAUAUAAACAACAACAAAAUCUUUUUUGACAUAUAUUUCCUUUUAUUAGUUACUCAUUACUUUUCAUAUUUGUCAAAUCUUCACGAGUAUUACAUCAGAUUGUUUGUUAUCCAUAAAUCUCACUAAUAUUGACUAAUCAUCUUAUCUAUUUAUUGAAAAUACCUUCAUCAUUGACUGAAUAAUGCCAACUGUUAAAACGGGAAAUAACGUAAGUGUUAAUAUGAAUAGUUUCUUUUUUAUAUAUAAUAUGAAAUUGUAUUAAGGAGAUAUUAAAACUUCAUCCAUAUUUACUCGCUGAAUAAGUUUGAAAUAUGAUUUAUCAAAUGAUCAAAACAAAGUUUAAGUGGACGAAUCGAGUUUAAAGCUUGACAACCAUUGUGAUUGAACAUUAUCAACACUAACCAUUAAUAAAUUUUGUUGUUUAGACUAAUAAAAAGCGAACAUUAACUUGUUAUUUGAUUUCUUUUGACCAAAAAAAACCUUUGAUACACGAAGUGCAUCAUAAAGUACAGAUUUAUGGACAUUCUUAGUACUGUUUACAUAUUAUGUUUCUGAGGGGUAUUAAAGUUAGUUGCACCCUUUGAAAUAAUUCAUAUCACAUAAGUUUUAACAUAUAUGUAGUGUCUAGUUCAUUAUCUGUUCUAUCAAAAUUAGAAGAUCGGUGUAGAAAUGUUAUGACUGAUCUGUAUUUUAGUAUUACAGAUUAAAAAACGUUGUUCCACAGAUCCAUUUGACAUAUGCUUAGUUGUAUAUGACACAGAAUGUACAUAACAAUCAGAACGUUUUCUAUCUCUGUAACAUAUGAGCCAUGAUAUCUGUAUAAUAUUGUUUUGCUAAAGGAUUCAUUUAUCUGCUUAGAGAGUAAUUAAUUCCUUCAUUUGUUCAAAAAGUUUUUUAGAGACUUCAUAAUAUCAAGAAUUUUCAUAAAAGUUUUAAUCCAUUAUAAUUUUCCUAUAAUUAAAAAAAUAUGGUGGGACCAUAAUUUAUGGACGACCUUUAAGCGACACUAGACUGACCUUGAGAGUGUCUACUUAAUAACUAAGACUAAAUGAGGGUUAUAGAUUAGUGUAAGGAAUUCGAAUGAUGAGUUACAGUUUAUGGUUAAGGUUAGGAAUUAGAUUUAGGGUUUUUCCACGAACUAACAUAGGUUAUAAUGCCAAGAGUCUAUUUAGCCAAAUGGAUGAGUGAAUUUCUCGUCAAAAUUCGAUACCUGUUAUCUUAUACCUGAUUGAUUCGUCCAUAAAUUAUAGUCUUGCCAAAAAUAUUUAUCUGUUAGCUAAGGUUCAUUAAAUUUUCUGGAAUUUACGCAUUUUUCUCAACAGUUAGACCAGUGCUUUGAUACAAAUAAUAGCCGUUGUAAUGAAGAAAAAUUUUAUGGUGAAAUUAUUAGGAAGUUGUCUAGGUAACAAGUUUUUGUCAUUAGUUCAGUGUAUAAUCUAUUUCUCAUAUGAUUUAGUAAAUGCGAUUAGGAAAAAAAUGUUUUGGCUUAUGCAAAAGAUCUUACUAGAACUUGUAGAUCAGAUUAUUACUAUGAGUAAGAUAGUUGGAUAGCUUAGCAGAUUAGUUGACAGUUAUAAAUUUUCAUAUUUGUCAUUUAUUUCUUCAAUAACAUUUCUCCAUCAGUCAAUCUUAUCUUUGAAUUAAACUAAUCAAUUUUAAAAUCACUGAGACUAAAAUAUCCGUAAUGUCGAGUGCAUAGAAACAAAGCUGCUGCCUGUCUAUAUUUUAUAUGUGCUCAUCAUUAGAAAUAAAGAAGUCUUUUCUAGUACCAUACAUUUUGAUUCCUAACAUACAAUUAGAUCUAUCAAUUAACCAUUCAUUAUAACUACCAAGCAAUAUAAAAGUGAACCCUAUUUGAUGUUAUUUUAUUCUGAAGCUUUCAAUAUGAAGUAGUUCACUGAUCAGAAUUAUUAGAACUGGUGAAAGUGACCAGUUUUGUCUGCUAUAUUUUAUAGCACGAGGUAUUUUUUGUAAUUGACUACUACAACAUUCUACCUUCGUUUUGAGAAAAUCUGUGCUGCACUAGAAUAAGUUGUGUAUUUUAUAUUCAACUAUAGUAAUCAUUAUUGUGAAACAAACUUACUGUCAGUCACAUGAUCCUGAUAUACUUACAUAACUUUAGUACUUUUAGACAUAUUGACCAUGACAAAGUGUACAGUUAGGAAUGAUCAACUGAUUUUCUUUUUAUCAGUUCUCUGUGAAUCUAUAAUUCUUAUAAUAAUGAUGUAACCUAGACCGUAUCAUUAUUAAAAGUAUUUCCUUUAUUCUCACUGUUAAUAUCUGUCGAGAUUAUUAACCUUGAAAUUGCUUGAACAGUGGUAGGUCAUAGUAACCAUUGUUCAUGGAAGAAGAAUAAAAUAUUCAGUUCAGAUGCAAUGCCAUCAGUAUCUAUAUUUAGUAUUUCUUGUUUGUAUUUUUAGAAGGAUUUUGUUUCGGAUUUUUUUAAAAAAACAAAAUGAAGUAUCCAGAAAAUAUUUCUCUAUAUGUACUCCAUUAUUUCAUCAUGAAAAAGGGAUAAAUUCAGUUUACACUAUCCUGAAAUUUAACUAAGAUAUCUUAAAUAAAACAAAUAACUAAAUGGGUUGUUGAGUAAAAAUAAAACAAUUCAAAGAAGAAACUUUUCUUUCAAAAGAUGCCAUUCUCUAAAGCUGUAUAAAUGUAUUUAUAGGUAUAGUCGAAGGGUAAAGAGUAACAGGUAAAAUAACAUAAUAUGUAGCAAAAAAUGUCAAAGUUACUGGUUCACUUAAUGAAUAUAAGGAAUAAGCAGACACAUACCGAAACAAUUUACAAAGCUAAAAAAUGUAAUAUGGAAUUAAGACAAUGGUAAAAUAAAGGAUUAGAUAUAUCACUGCUAAACACAGAGACCAGAUUUGAAUCGAUGAAUUACCGAAGCCUCCUCAUUUCAGAUAUUUUAUGUCUAGUAUACCUCGAAACCAGUUAGUAUGAUUUUGUUAAACAUUUUGAAUGAAGAUUGUAUUAGAGACAGAUGACUAAGUUUGACCGGUUAUUUACUAAUAAAAUUGUUAACUAAUUUGUAACCACCUUUAGAUAGGUUUGUGCAAAGUUCAGAUAUACGCUUGGAAAGGUCAUUCCUUGUGCUGCCAAUAUAAAUUAUGGUAGCCCUGUUAAUGACGUGGCGGAUUUAUAUUUUAUUGUAGACAACUGAUUACGUGAUAAGUACGAUUAUGAAGGUUUAGUAAACGAUACCUUAGGAUGGAAAAAUUCUUUUCUAUAACUGUUUUUUCUAUUUGAAAUACUUAUUAUCAUUUUGUUUGCAUUUUCUCUGUCAGUAGAUCAGGUACAGUUUUUUUCAUCUUAAUUUGCUACAUCUCAUUUAAUGUUGAUCUUUAAAAUACCUUUUAUUCUCUGAUUAUAUACUGACUGAUUAGUGGGUACAUAAAAUGGACUGAUUCUGAUACUGAUGACUUUCCAUAGAAAAACGUUUGUCCUUAUAAUGGCAACAUAUACAUAUCAUGUGUUAACUAGAUCAAUAAUAAUAAAUCCUAUUCAGGAUAAAUAUAUAGAGUUUAGGCGUUUAGCUUUUUUAUUUAGGUACCCUAUAGAAUGGAAUUUCUGAAAUAUUUCAAAUGAAAAUUGAAAAGAAAAUUAUAGUAGUUAUACAAUUAUUCCAUUACUAUUUAGGUUCUCUCAGUAAUAAAUCUAGAGUUGAAUCUAAUAUUUAGCAUUUUAUUGAUUAAAAUGGUUGUAUACAUUACGAAUAAUGUCGUUUUCCCAUUGGAGGUAAUGAUCGUUGAAGAGGUCUGAGAAUUUACUAUCAUAGUUAUUUUGUAUGUUUUCAUUGUUUAUUUCAUCUAAAUCAAUAUUUUCAAAUCUUCUAGUUUUGAGCACUUAUAGAAAGUACUUAGGCUGUACUUUAAACUUAUAUCACUACUGAGUACAUACGUCCUUAAACUACCAUAACAGUCAGAUAUACCACUUCAUAUGUUCGGCUUUUAAAGCCUAUCAACUUUCAAGAAUAAUAAUUUCAAUCAUUAAUGAAUAUGCCUUUUAUUAUUCUGUCAAACAAUCUUGAAGUAAUCAACAUUUUCUGUCCCAUAAUUCCUUUGUGAAGUAAUAUUGAUUGGUUAUUACUAUUUGUUUAUUGAUUUUAACUGUAUAAUUCUUACUAUUAUUUUGACUAUAUAAAAAUGAGGGAUUAUUUAGGCGAAUAGUUAUAUUUCAUUAAAAUAUGAAUACAUUGAAAUGCUCUGUAGUGGAUAAUAUACCACUAAAAUAAAUGUUUCCAAUUAGUACACAUUACACAGAGCAACAUUGCAAAACAGGUAAAAGAGAGGAAUUAAACAAUGUGAAUAAUGGUAACAUUCCUAUCACAGUCAUGCAGACUGAAGAUAAGUCCACAAAUAUUAGGAAAACUGACAAAUGUUCAUUUAGUUCAGAAAUUCGAAACUCUCAAAUGAACAAUAGUUAUCGAAAUAUAUCUAGAGGUUCAUCCUCUACAAGACAAUUGCAUAAAUAUUCUGCUCCUCAUCCACUGAUGUACUACAAUAUGGCAGGAAAUACAACUCCUGUUAAACAAACAAAUAAAAAAACUGUAAAAAGAUCCAAUUCUCUUGGAUCAUUGUCCAGCAGACCUCCAUUUUAUCCUCCUGGUCCGCAAUCCUGGGAUGAUAUAAACGCUCAUUCGAAUACACCACGUAUACAAAGAAUACGAAUGGCUAGAGAAUGGUAUAAAAGAUCAAAUUCCCUAAGAGUUGUUGGUCGCGGGACAGAAACAGUUAAAAGAAUGAGUAUCCCAACAAAUACUGAGAGCAGUGCAAAAUAUGUUUCACCCAUACAAAAUACAACUAACCAGAGACCAGUAAGCGUUGAUCGGACAAACUUGAAACCUUCACUUCGUCCUUGGGAAUCUUAUAGACUCAGACCAUGUUCAGUUAACUCAUUAUGGUCAUUGAACUAUAUAAAUGAAGACCACAAAAUAACACAUCCUCCACACAAUGAUGUGCAUUCACCGUUUUGGUGUACUGACGAUAAAUGUUCAUUUUGUCCUCAUAGCCACUCAAUCGACUUAUUAAACGUUAAAGAUUCAAAAUGUAUCAACCAGUACAAUCUAAAGUCAUCAGUUUCUCAGCAAAAUAAGGACUUCCAAAGGAUUGCAGAUAAAUAUGAUUUCAUCAACGAAGAUAGUAUGAGAAGUCCAUCAGAAGUAUGCAAUGAAGAGAAAAAACGAGGAAGCUACAAUUCACAUAAAAAUUUAUUCACUUAUAAACCAUAUUUUCAAUCUUUAAGAAAGUUAAAUCUAAUCGCACAACCAGCGCUUACGAGUCUUUGUAAUACGACAAAUCAUCGCCAUAUAAAGCCUUCUUAUUCAACAUCUAACUUAUUAAAUUCCAAGCAUCAACCCGUGAAAAAUAAUUCACUUCGUAACGAAACAUUAAAGCCAUUAAUACUGGAUAAUAUUAAGAAAAAGUUAGAUAAACCUCGUUAUCGAUCUAUCGCAUAUAAAUCAAUUUGUCCGAAUAAUGAAAAACAUAUUUCAAGUGUAUUUCAAUCUUAUCCCAAACAGCUAAUUAUUCACAGUGAAGAUUUCAUUUCAAGAUUUGGCCAUAAUGCUUUUGUCAAAACAACUGGCAAUAAACAGGAUAUUAAUUUGUUAAAAGGUCGCAUCAUACAUGACUUAACAUUUGUUCCAGUGGACAAUGCAAUACCAUGGUGGACAAGGUCAUCAUUAAAUCAAUCAGCAACUUCUCUUCAUGAUAUGAAAAAUAAAGUAAUUUCAAAUAAGGUGAACAAAUGUCGUUUAAAACAAAUACGUGACAGUAAUAAACGAGAAGUCAAUUUAAAUUAUGAAGAUAAUGAACGUAAACUUCAUUUAAAAAGUACACCUGAUCUUCGUGAUAAUACCAACUAUGAUAACAAUAAAUCAAAUAACAUCAGCGGAUUAAAACCUAAUGUAAAUUUGAAAAAACCUCAUCGAAUAUUCACUUCAGCUGCUUCAAAAAUUAACCUACAACGUCCCCGAACAAAAUCUGAUAAGAAACAACGAAGUCAAUCUAAUCCACGUCCGGUAAUUAGUAGACCUAUACCUGCAGAAAGUUCUCAGUUUAAUAGACCUACACAAGAUUUAACUUCAUUACAAUUUGCGAACAACAUUGGGCCUCAUAAAACAAAUAGGCAAACACUGUCGCCACUGCUAACAUCACAGGUACCACAAAUCAAAUUGAGUAACUUACGUCCAGUAUCCAUGACAGGUAAUGAAGAGGUUGGAAUAUGGACUGAAAAGCCAAUGGAAUCUGUACAGCCUGGAAGUAAAACUAUAAUAAACCAACUAAUGGAAUGUGACUUAAAUUCAAUUGAAAAUUGUUCGAUUUGUCAUAAAAUAAUGCCAGUAAAUGAACGUUAUGAUUUAGUUGAUCAAGUGAUACAUCGUAAUUGUUUCAAAUGUUCAAUAUGUAAUGAAACAUUAACUGAUAAAAGUGCAAUAUUUCAAAAUGAUCAUUCAUUGACAUCAACAACAAUCUUAACACAAAAACAAGAGAUUGAUGAAAAAAGUGAAAAUGGGAAUAAAGAUACUAAAAAAUCUGACCUUGAACGACGAAUAUCAAACGCCAGUGGUGGACGAAUGGGAAAUAUUAGAAAUAAGUUUGAAUCAGGUGAAGUGAAUAGUGAUAAAAGGAAGAACAAAAAGAAAUCUGCACCAAAAAUGAAAUAUGCUGGUGUGGAAUCAGUUAAAACAAAAUUUAUUGAAGAAGCUACAAAGGCUACAAUGAGUAAGGUAGAAGAUGGGCCUAGGAAACCAAAGGAAUUCACUCCACCACCGGAUGGUGUUGCUGUUGGUAUAUUAGAAAGUAAUCCAAAGCCAAGAGCACCAGAUGUCGUUACAUCGGACGAUAUGUUUGAACCAGUGGAUUUAAAAGAGAUUAGUGAAAAAACAAAAAAUUUGAGGGCGAAAUUUCGAAAUAUGGAAGCAGUUGGUGGACAGAGCAUGGAUGGAGAUAAUCGUAAAAAAAGUUCAUUCAUUGAUGAAUCAAUUACAGUUGCACCGGAAGCUACAAAAAAUGCAAGAGCACGAUGGAAGGAUAUUGAAAGUGGUAAAACUGAAAAAGAUGCAUUAUCAGAACGUCCGAAACUUGAUAUACAUGACGGUUAUGGAGGGGUUUAUGAGAAUGAACCUGAAAAAUUUGAAAAUAUCGCUAGAGCUGGUGAAACAAAAAAAGAUCUACCAUCUGGUGUAAGUGCUAAAGAAAGACGUGAAUUAUUUUUGAAGAAAGCUGCUGAUACUUCCGUUGUAAAGAGAGAUAGUAUAAAGCUUAUAGAUAUUAAUGCUGCUGAAAGUGGAAUAUAUGAAAAUGAACCAACUCGACUUGAUAAUGUAGUCCGUUAUGAUGACGAUCAAACAGAUGACUAUCCAAGUAAUUCUGUGAAAUGGGCAUCUGAAGCGAAAAACAGAUUUAUACAAGAAGCAUCUAAAUCACAGAUAACAACAGGAAGUAACAAGACUAUUUUAUUGGUUGAAGAUGGUCAUACAAAUGGUAAUAGUGAUGGUGCACCGAAACAAGCACGAUAUACUACACAGGCUAAACAAGCCUUCUUAGAACGUCAGAAACAAGCAGAAGAAGCUGCGAAGAACAAAAGUCGACCAGAUAUUAUUGAUAUAUGGCAAGAACAAUGUCCACACAGUGGAGUAUUUGAAAAUGUACCAGCUGCUCAUACAGCUGAUGUGGUAGUCACUGACGAAUCUGAAGAAGACGAUGAGGAAGAAGAGGAAGAGCAAUAA